AUGGGUGUGUCUUUGCCGGGCGUGCAUGUGGACGUGGGUCUCAGUUGUGGGAUAACAGGUUACAGUGGUUCCAAAGGCGAACAGGACCAGACGAAAAAAGGCUUCGGUCCGAUACCAAUCGGAGGUUAUACAGUAUCAAAUAGUUGCGAUAAAGCGGGUGAGCGAUGCAACCUAAAACCAGAUACAAGUAACAAUAUGUUUGGUCGUUCUGCAUUUCAAAUUCAUGGUGAUAACAAAAAAGGAGACGGUUCGGCUAGUCACGGCUGUAUUAUUUUGAAUGCAGGAGACAGAAGUGGAUUAAAGAAAGGUGACAAAAUUAAAGUGACAAAAUGA
Didymodactylos carnosus is the source of this 333-nucleotide messenger RNA. The record is from the annotation of a GenBank genome assembly. Lineage: Eukaryota; Metazoa; Rotifera; Eurotatoria; Philodinida; Philodinidae.